CAUCCAAUCUUCUCAUCAAGCAUACACACUACAACAAUAAUACUUAGUUUCCUAAGGAGUAGCGAGUUUUUGCAACGGAAAAUGGCUCAACCCAAGAUGUUUUAUCUUGGGUGCAUAAUUUUGUUGUUGGCCAUCGUGGUUGAGGCAGCAAGUACUCCUCCAGGAAUUGCUAAAAAUCCUGCAAGAGCCUCAUGUAAGAAAAAAGAGUACAAGAUGUGCUACAACUUAGAACAUGUUUGUCCUAAAUUUUGUCCUGAUAGUUGUGAGGUUGAAUGUGCUUCUUGUAAGCCUAUUUGUUCUUCUACUUCUUCUAGUGAACAUCAUUCACCAUCUUCGUCCUCCUCCUCAUCAUCAGCGGCAUCCUCUGCUGCAUCAUCAGCGGCAUCCUCUGCUGCAUCAUCAGCAGCAUCCUCUGCAUCAUCAUCCGCAGCAUCAUCUGCCACAUCAUCUGCUUCAUCAUCAGCAUCUGCAGCAGCAGCUGUUGCUGCCGCCGCCGCCGCCGCUGCAGCAUCAUCAGCCUCCUCUGGUUCCUCAUCAUCAUCUGCAGGAGGCCCGGGAUCAUCGUCUCAUAAUUCAUCAACAUCACACUAUUACCCACCAUCGUCAACACCAUCCCCUAAGCCAUCAACCCCACCUCCCUCAUCACCCACUCCUAAACCACCAACACCUUCUCCUUCUACCCCAACACCGCCAUCAUCGCCACCACCUUCUACCUCUACUCCCACUACUCCCGCCACACCUUCUUCUCCUCCUAACUCUAAUGUUGGCUCUAGAAAUAGGGCUAGAUGCAGGAACAAGAACUACGGACAAUGUUAUAAUCAAGAGCAUGUAUGCCCAGCUAACUGUCCUACUUCAUGUCAAGUUGAUUGCAACACUUGCAAACCCGUUUGCAAUUGUGACUAUCCAGGAGCAGUGUGUCAAGACCCUCGCUUCAUCGGAGGAGAUGGUAUCACCUUCUACUUCCAUGGCAAGAAGGAUAAGGAAUUUUGCCUAGUGACCGACCCCAACCUCCACAUCAACGCACACUUGAUAGGAAAAAGAAACCAAAACAUGGGUCGUGAUUUUACUUGGGUUGAGUCCAUUGGAAUCAUCUUCAACAACCAUCGUCUCUUCUUUGGAGCCAAGAAGACAUCCACAUGGGAUGACGCCAACGACCGUCUCUCCUUGGCUUUUGAUGGAGAGCCCAUAUUCCUGGACGAAACAAUAGGCUCUCAAUGGUCGUCCAUCUCCAAGCCAGAAGUCACCAUAACAAGGACUAGUGAAACCAACAACAUUGUUGUUGAAAUCCAAGGCAAACUCAAGAUCACGGCUAAAGUAGUACCUAUUACUGACGAAGAUUCCAGGGUACACAACUAUGGCGUAACCGAUGAGGAUCGGUUUGCUCAUCUCGACCUAGGGUUUAAGUUUUACUCAUUAACCGGAAAGGUUGAUGGUGUAUUAGGGAAAACUUACAGGGAUGAUUACGUGAGCCGAGUGAACAUGAGAGUAUCGAUGCCGGUUAUGGGAGGAGAAAGAGAGUAUGCAACUAGCAGCAUUUUUGCCACUGAUUGUUUGGCUUCGAGGUUUGCUGGUGCACAAGAAGAAACUUCAUUAGAGACCAUGGAACUUGCUAGCAUGAACUGUGCUAGUGGUAUGAAUGGACGUGGUGUUGUUUGCAAGAGGUAAUUCAAUACUAAUAGAGGAUACUAAGGGUAUUCACAAAUACAAUUUCCAGGUCAUCGUCAUGGGAAAUUUAUUAAAUUAAUUAUUCAUUAAUAAAGUGUAUGCCUAAGCCUAAAUCUCUUACAAGAUUGUUCAGGCUUUCUAUUGUAUGGUAACUUAACGACCUUAUGCUUCUAAUAAGAAUCAUGAAGUUGUAAGAUUACUACGCUUACAAAUAUGUACUUCAUAUAAUUGAACUUAAUUCUUCUAUCUAUGGUAAAAUGUUGCAAUA
Spinacia oleracea (spinach) is the source of this 1933-nucleotide messenger RNA. RefSeq lists its product as uncharacterized. Lineage: Eukaryota; Viridiplantae; Streptophyta; Magnoliopsida; Caryophyllales; Amaranthaceae. The transcript is spliced from 2 exons. The coding region runs from base 82 to 1665 and encodes 527 amino acids. The record is from RefSeq and is a predicted model, not a curated record.